Molecule: messenger RNA, 2367 nt
Organism: Coregonus clupeaformis (lake whitefish)
Lineage: Eukaryota; Metazoa; Chordata; Actinopteri; Salmoniformes; Salmonidae
Product: COP9 signalosome complex subunit 1
Exons: 15
Coding region: 27-1694 (555 amino acids)
Cellular component (GO): COP9 signalosome
Source: RefSeq, a predicted model, not a curated record
UAUUGUGUGUGUGUGCAGAGAAGGAGAUGCCUCUGCCCGUGCAGGUCUUUAACUUUCAGGUCAGCUCAGUGUCAGAGCUGGAGGUUGCCGCAGAACAAGCUCAGGACAGCGAAAGAGACAGGGAGAAGAGUAGGGCCUCUAGCUCAGCCUCAGAGCCUCCCUGUCCCUCCCAUAGCAGCAGACCCAAUCUGCUCUUACCGUUCACUGCAGGGGACUACGUCCUCAGCUCCAGCCUCUCAGCAUGCUCCCUGCUCCCUGAGGGGGCUGUGGAGCCGAUGCAGAUCGAUGCUGACCCCCAGGAAGACCAGCAGAAUGCUCCAGACAUCAACUAUGUGGUGGAAAACCCCACACUGGACCUGGAGCAGUUUGCGUCCAGCUACAGUGGUCUGAUGCGUAUUGAGAGACUGCAGUUCAUAGCAGAACACUGUCCCCAGCUCCGUGCCGAGGCCCUGAAGAUGGCGCUGUCCUUCGUCCAGAGGACCUUCAACGUAGACGUGUACGAGGAGAUCCACCGCAGACUCACCGACGCCACACGACAGGUGCAGGGUGUCCCUGACGCGGUGCCUGAAGGGCCGGUGGCGCCCCCUCUCCUGGACACAGCCUGGGCAGAGAGCACCAGGAAAAAGGCCCUGCUCAAACUGGAGAAGCUGGACACUGACCUCAAGAACUACAAGGGAAACUCCAUCAAAGAGAGCAUCAGGCGGGGUCAUGAUGACCUAGGGGACCACUAUUUAGACUGUGGCGAUCUUAGCAACGCCCUCAAGUGCUACAGCCGAGCCCGAGACUACUGCACUAGCGCCAAGCAUGUCAUCAACAUGUGCCUUAACGUCAUCAAGGUUAGCGUUUACCUCCAGAACUGGUCCCAUGUACAUAGCUACGUCAGCAAGGCAGAAUCCACUCCGGAGAUAGCUGAGCAACGAGGAGAGAGAGACAGUCAGAACCAAUCUGUCCUCACCAAACUAAAAUGUGCUGCGGGUUUGGCAGAGCUGGCCUCUAGAAAGUACAAACCGGCCGCCAAGUGCUUCCUCCAGGCUUCGUUUGACCACUGCGACUUCCCAGAGCUCCUGUCCCCCAGUAAUGUAGCGGUGUACGGAGGGAUGUGUGCCCUGGCCACCUUCGACAGACAGGAACUACAGAAGAACAUCAUCUCCAGCAGUUCCUUUAAGUUGUUUUUAGAGUUGGAGCCCCAGGUACGUGACAUAAUCUUCAAGUUUUACGAAUCGAAGUACGCCUCCUGUCUGAAACUACUGGACGAGAUGAAGGAUACCCUUCUAUUGGACCUGUACCUGGCCCCCCACGUCAGAACACUGUACACACAGAUCAGAAACAGAGCCCUUAUACAGUACUUCAGCCCGUACGUGUCUGCAGACAUGACUAAGAUGUCCCAGUCCUUCAACACCACAGUGUUAGCUCUGGAGGAUGAACUGACCCAGCUCAUACUGGAGGGACUCAUCAACGCACGUAUAGACUCACACAGCAAGAUCCUGUAUGCGAGGGACGUGGACCAGAGGGGCCAUACGUUUCAGAAGUCUGUCCACAUGGGCAAGGAGUUCCAGAGACGAGCCAAAGCCAUGAUCCUCAGAGCUGCCGUGCUACGCAACCAGAUACACGUCAAGUCCCCUCCUAGAGAAGGCAGCCAGGGGGAGCUGACAACAGCCAACAGCCAAACAACCCGGAUGAGCAGCACCAUGUGAGAGGGACAUCCCAUCAUUACACCAUCGCUGUCUGGCAUGGCACUCUGCUCCCUGUAUAGUUUACUACCCCUUAUGGGCCGUGGUCAAAAGUAGUGCACUAUGUAGGGAAUAGGGGGCCAUUUGGGUCGCAUCCACUGCCUGGUGCCUCUGAAUGAACAGAGGGGGGCCUGUCCACAACAGCCCUCAGAUAGCAUCUUAUUCCCUAUGUAGUUCCCUUAUUUUGGCCAAGUCAAAGCUACAACUGCUAAGCCAGAGCCUGGCCAAAAGUAGUGGACUAUGUAGGGAAUAUGGUGCGAUUUGGGAGGCAGACUAUGUAUGACAUGGGCCCAACGUUAGCGGAAAAAAACAAUGUCUCAGUCCCGAAUGACACCCAAUUCCCUAUAGUGAGCUACUUUUGACCAGGGCCUACGAUUCCUGGCUGGAGAGAAGACCGGAACAAACACAAUCAAAAAAUACUUUUUAAGUUGGUGAAGAUACAAUGUCUGUUGUUACUCAAAUUAAAUGAAAAUAAAUGAAAGUUUGGGAAUUAAAAGAGAGGGAGAGAUGCAGCUGGCUGGUUCUUUGUAAAGAGAUGCACUUUGCUCUGUACCUGGUGACAAACAUUGACUACACAUUGGGGGGGGAAACAACCUCGACACAGAACAAGAUUUUAAUAAAGAUACAUACAAAAUGA